AUAUAUAUCGAUGUAUGAAUAUCCAUAUCGGUAUCAAUAUAUUGGUUACGACAAAUAAAUAAAAUAAAAUAAUAAAAAACUAAGCAAGCGAUGAACGAAGCCGGCGCCAAUGCAGAUGCAGUGACGGCGGAUAAAGAACGAAAGUUUCGCAUACAGGGCGCUGCUUUUUUAGGACUAGUCGGCGGAAUUUCCGCACUCUUUGGCUUCUCGCGCACACUGGCCACGGCCAAGAAAGCAGACAGCAAGGUGCUACAGCAGCAGGGAACUCGCCAGGGUAUAAUACUGAUGGACGAGGGCGCGACACUGGCCCUACGAGCCCUUGGCUGGGGAACUCUCUAUGCCGUUUUGGGCACGGGAGCAUUUUGCUACGGAUUUUGGAAGCUAAGCGGAGCCAAAGACUUUCAAGAGUUUCGCAUGAAGAUGGGCAAUGCAUUGCCGCGCAUCACCAAAGACGAGCCCCCCGCCAGUCGCACCGACUUCGAAAGUCUUACCGACCUGAUGAAAUACUUGGGAUCCUGGGCCAAGGAAUAAGCAAUACACCAACAGCAACUCACAUUAAUUAGAAUUAAUUAAUAUUUUCGAAGCUACGCAGCCAUUUUGUUAGCCAGUGUUUUUAUUUCUUCUACAUAUAGUUUCGUUUUUCUUUUUUUUAAUAAUUAAGAAUACAUUUUAAAAUUAACCUUGUUUAA
This is a messenger RNA of Drosophila subobscura, 689 nucleotides long. RefSeq names its product transmembrane protein 242. The coding region runs from base 91 to 531 and encodes 146 amino acids. NCBI's taxonomy places the organism in Eukaryota, Metazoa, Arthropoda, Insecta, Diptera, Drosophilidae. The record is from RefSeq and is a predicted model, not a curated record. The transcript is spliced from 3 exons.